UUUCACAACUCAUCGAUUCCAGACGUAUCGGUUGUACACAGGCAACAAAAGUUGAGUGCAGAGCCAAGAUGUAUCCAACCUUACCCCUUUCUCAGUUGGGCCAAGAUGUGAUUUGCAGUCCAUCUGUAGGACUUGUUUGCUUAAACAAAAACCAGGGAAAUAAGCAAGAGUGUUUUGAUUAUGAAAUUCGAGUACAAUGUUGUGGAGCAUGUCCGCCAACUACUACAACGACGACAACUCCGACACCAGCAACAUCCACAACUACACCUACGACCACAACAACAACAUCCACAACUACACCUACGACCACCGGAACACCUAAAACACCCAGUACCACGGUCACUUUACCAACAUCAUCAUCAACUGCACCAACUCCCAAGCCAUGCACUUGUGAGUGGUCUGACUGGAUUGAUCUUGGAGCCCCAACACCUGGCCCUGAUGGAGGAGACACUGAAUCAAUUUCACAACUCAUCGAUUCCAGACGUAUCGGUUGUACACAGGCAACAAAAGUUGAGUGCCGAGCCAAGAUGUAUCCAACCUUACCCCUUUCUCAGUUGGGCCAAGAUGUGAUUUGCAGUCCAUCUGUAGGACUUGUUUGCUUAAACAAAAACCAAGGGCUCCAAAAGAUUUGCUUUGAUUAUGAAAUUCGAGUACAAUGUUGUGGAGCAUGUCCGCCAACUACUACGACGACGACAACUCCAACACCAGCAACAUCCACAACUACACCUACGACCACACCAACAACGUCCACAACUACAUCUACAACCACCGGAACACCUUCAACAUCCAGUAGCACUGCUUUACCAACAUCAUCAUCAACUGUACCAACUCCCAAGCCAUGCACUUGUGAGUGGUCUGACUGGUUUGAUCUUGGAGCCCCAACACCUGGCCCUGAUGGAGGAGACACUGAAUCAAUUUCACAACUCAUCGAUUCCAGACGUAUCGGUUGUACACAGGCAACAAAAGUUGAGUGCCGAGCCAAGAUGUAUCCAACCUUACCCCUUUCUCAGUUGGGCCAAGAUGUGAUUUGCAGUCCAUCUGUAGGACUUGUUUGCUUAAACAAAAACCAGGGAAAUAAGCAAGAGUGUUUUGAUUAUGAAAUUCGAGUACAAUGUUGUGGAGCAUGUCCGCCAACUACUACGACGACAACAACUACGACACCAACACCAACCACAACUACACCUACGACCACAACAACAACAUCCACAACUACACCUACCACCACAACAUUGUCCACCACCUCCAUAACCCACAGUACUGUCACUGCCCACCCUGCUUCAAUUACAACGGUUUCAUCAACCACAUUUACAGUGCGUACCUUGCCUACCACCUCAACUUUCAAACCAUCUAGUCCAUCCCACCACCACGUUUUUUCUACCACCACAAAAAAACCAUCUCCACCUUGUAAUGGUUGCGAAGAUGUAAAUGGAAAGCUUCACCCUGCAGGCAAGUGUCUCUGA
Messenger RNA from Clupea harengus (Atlantic herring), 1460 nucleotides. RefSeq names its product mucin-5AC. NCBI's taxonomy places the organism in Eukaryota, Metazoa, Chordata, Actinopteri, Clupeiformes, Clupeidae. The record is from RefSeq and is a predicted model, not a curated record. Bases 69 to 1460 code for a protein of 463 amino acids. The transcript has a single exon.